UCCGACUAUCAGUGCCAGAGCCAAUGUUCCGUUUAGAAUUUACGGAACGAAAUGACGUCACAUAGUUACAGGUGUUUGUAGCAACCAGAAUGUUUCAGACGGCUACAGCUUUGCCUUGGCUAACUUCUGCAACACGGUUUUAACGUGUCUUUAGUUUGUAGACUGUCUACUAGGUAGCGAACGUUAGUGCUAGAUGGACAAGGAGGACGUCCCGCUUAAAACAAAUGAUGUCUACAAAAUUGAUAAAAACAUUCCUAAGAGGUUUAACAAUCCUGACUGCUUCGAAGGCUACAGCAAGAGGGUGGGCCAUCCACUUUACCAGACAACUAACCAAACAUAUGGAAGCAAGAAACCUACUGUCCAUGAAAUGCCUGUGACUUUCAAAGGGAGUUAUCGGAAAUUUUCCGAGCAUCUGCUCAAGAGUGGAAUGCCCCGAGAUAACGGUUUCAACACGUCUCUGGAGAAGAACAUCAUUUCACAGCCAAGCAUCAUCGCAAUGCACGAGCGGCCCCGCCCGUACUACCUCAGCCUGGACGACGGGGGGGAAUGAGUGAGCGAUAAGUCGGAGGGACUUCCGAAUGAGUGUGUAUUCACAUCUGGACCCUCGGCAUGGUCACAUCGACGACUUCACACAUCGCCAGACUACUCAUGCUCCUCAUUUAGAUGUAGCCCAAUAAACACUCGUUCAGUGAAUUCACUCCGUGAAUAAGAUAGAUUUACAUAGUUGCAUGCAUAAUGCACCAUGCGUAGUAGAGUUUUGAUAUUUGCACAUGUGGGUGGCUUUAAUAACCUGCUGCUGGGAUAUUCAUAAGGCCUGGUCUCAGCAGUUGAUGAUGCGGACCCUUUCCCUGAACUUAUGUAAUCCAGAAAAGUGUUGAAGCCUCUGGUCAUCAUAUCUGUUUCUCUUCUUUCUGGGUUUUACCAGUAAGCCUAUUUUAGCCACCUAUCUCUGCUCUGUUCAGGAAGAUGCUGAAUUGGGUACCAAAUGCUGUGUGUUAAAUGAAAAUAAACAUGGUGC
Messenger RNA from Clupea harengus (Atlantic herring), 1018 nucleotides. RefSeq names its product piercer of microtubule wall 1 (gene pierce1). Gene Ontology annotation, biological process: axoneme assembly. The record is from RefSeq and is a predicted model, not a curated record. Gene Ontology annotation, cellular component: axonemal microtubule. NCBI's taxonomy places the organism in Eukaryota, Metazoa, Chordata, Actinopteri, Clupeiformes, Clupeidae.